Molecule: messenger RNA, 2265 nt
Organism: Hippopotamus amphibius kiboko
Lineage: Eukaryota; Metazoa; Chordata; Mammalia; Artiodactyla; Hippopotamidae
Gene: SDHA
Product: succinate dehydrogenase complex flavoprotein subunit A
Exons: 15
Coding region: 49-2046 (665 amino acids)
Biological process (GO): mitochondrial electron transport, succinate to ubiquinone; tricarboxylic acid cycle
Molecular function (GO): succinate dehydrogenase (quinone) activity; flavin adenine dinucleotide binding; electron transfer activity
Source: RefSeq, a predicted model, not a curated record
CAGGCGCGGUCUGCGCGGGGCCUGGCGGGACGGCUGCGGAGAGCAGACAUGGCGGGGCUCGGUGCUGUGUCGCGGCUGCUGCGCGCCCGGCGCCUGGCGCUGACCCGUGCGCAGCGACCAGCAGCGCUGCAGGCAGGAGCCCGCAGUUUCCACUUCACUGUUGAUGGCAAUAAGAGGUCAUCCGCUAAGGUUUCAGAUGCGAUUUCUACGCAGUACCCAGUAGUGGAUCAUGAAUUUGAUGCAGUGGUGGUCGGUGCCGGAGGGGCAGGCCUGCGAGCUGCGUUUGGCCUCUCUGAAGCGGGGUUUAACACGGCCUGUGUCACGAAGCUCUUUCCCACCAGGUCACACACUGUCGCAGCCCAGGGAGGGAUCAACGCCGCGCUGGGGAACAUGGAGGAGGACAACUGGAGGUGGCACUUCUACGAUACCGUGAAGGGCUCCGACUGGCUGGGGGACCAGGACGCCAUCCACUACAUGACAGAGCAGGCCCCCGCCUCCGUGGUGGAGCUGGAGAAUUACGGAAUGCCAUUCAGCAGAACUGAAGACGGGAGGAUCUACCAGCGUGCCUUUGGCGGACAGAGCCUCAAGUUCGGGAAAGGCGGACAGGCCCAUCGGUGCUGCUGUGUGGCUGACCGCACCGGCCACUCACUGCUGCACACGUUGUAUGGAAGGUCUCUGCGCUAUGACACCAGCUAUUUUGUGGAGUAUUUUGCCUUGGAUCUCCUGAUGGAGAGCGGGGAGUGUCGAGGUGUUAUUGCUCUGUGCAUAGAAGACGGGUCCAUCCACCGCAUCAGAGCAAAGAACACUGUGGUAGCUACUGGAGGCUACGGGCGCACCUACUUCAGCUGCACAUCCGCCCACACCACCACCGGGGACGGCACCGCCAUGAUCACCAGGGCAGGCCUUCCCUGCCAGGACCUGGAGUUCGUUCAGUUCCACCCCACAGGCAUCUAUGGCGCCGGCUGUCUCAUCACGGAAGGGUGCCGGGGAGAGGGAGGCAUCCUCAUCAACAGUCAAGGCGAGAGGUUCAUGGAGCGCUACGCGCCCGUCGCCAAGGACCUGGCGUCCAGGGACGUCGUGUCCCGCUCCAUGACUCUGGAGAUCCGUGAAGGAAGAGGCUGUGGCCCCGAGAAGGAUCACGUGUACCUGCAGCUGCACCACCUCCCCCCUGAGCAGCUGGCCAUGCGCCUGCCCGGCAUCUCAGAGACGGCCAUGAUCUUCGCGGGUGUGGACGUCACCAAGGAGCCGAUCCCUGUGCUUCCCACCGUGCACUACAACAUGGGCGGCAUCCCCACCAACUACAAGGGGCAGGUUCUGAAGCACGUGAACGGCCAGGACCAGAUUGUGCCCGGCCUGUACGCGUGCGGGGAGGCUGCCUGCGCCUCUGUGCACGGCGCCAACCGACUGGGGGCAAACUCGCUCCUGGACCUGGUCGUCUUCGGCCGGGCGUGCGCCCUGAGCAUUGCGGAGUCCUGCAGACCCGGAGAUAAAGUUCCCUCGAUCAGACCAAAUGCUGGGGAAGAAUCUGUCAUGAAUCUUGACAAAUUGAGAUUUGCCAAUGGAAGCAUAAGAACAUCAGAACUACGACUGAACAUGCAGAAGUCGAUGCAAAAUCAUGCCGCAGUGUUCCGUGUGGGAAGCGUGUUACAGGAAGGCUGUGAGAAGAUCAGCAAGCUCUAUGGAGAUCUAAAGCAUCUGAAGACGUUUGACAGGGGAAUGGUCUGGAACACUGACCUGGUGGAGACCCUGGAGCUGCAGAACCUGAUGCUUUGUGCCCUGCAGACCAUUUAUGGAGCAGAAGCCCGGAAGGAGUCCCGCGGCGCUCACGCCAGGGAGGAUUUCAAGGAGCGGGUGGACGAGUAUGAUUACUCCAGGCCCAUCCAGGGGCAGCAGAAGAAGCCGUUUGAGCAGCACUGGAGGAAGCACACGCUUUCCUACGUGGACAUCGAGACUGGAAAGGUCUCCCUGGAAUACAGACCUGUAAUCGACAGAACUUUGAAUGAGGCUGACUGCGCCACGGUCCCCCCAGCCAUCCGCUCCUACUGAGGAGGCAGGAGUUUACCAGCUCUUGUAAUUAUGUAUAAUAGCUCACGCACGUGUUCGUAUCAUAACUGCCUUCCUAAACUGUGCCCUCAAGUGACUGAGGUUGCCAGCUGACUGAGAUUCCCACCAGAGGCCAGUAGGUGCCAGCAGUCAGCUUGCCUUCAUCCCGGCUUCAUUCAUGUGAAAUAAUAAAACUGGGUGCAAUUCUUAGAUGAAACAUAA